ACAAACCGUUCACCACUGUAAGGCGUUAACCUGCAGAUUAAUCAUAGUCUAUUAAAGAAACAUUGUCAUUCCUCAAGUUCAUUAAUCUAACCACAUCGGCUCGACUAUAUUGUAAUCAGAAAAUAGUUACGUAACGUUUGGCAGAAAAGGUUCAAUGGAUAGGAGAUGUCGUCAUCAGAGAGCGACAUAACAACAAACGGCAGUGCUGGGCAGUAGACUGCACGGAUACAGUGUUUCAACGUAGUUUGAUCUGUUGAAUGUGUACCGAAGUCUGACCAUGGACAGUGAAGUGCAGAGAGAUGGAAGAGUUCUCGAUCUCACAGAUGACGCCUGGAGAGAAGACAGACUGCCAUAUGAAGAUGUCACAAUCCCACUGAGUGAACUUCCAGAAGCAGAGCAAGACAACGGCGGAUCGACCGAGUCCGUCAAAGAGCAAGAGAUGAAGUGGUCAGAUCUCGCCCUGCAGAGUUUGCAUGAAAACACCCCUAACAUUGGUACUUAGAUUUGAAGAUGCUCUGUCCAUUUAUCUGUCCUCUAUGUGGGUCACUUAUACAAGACUUAUGAUGCAAAAGACGAUUUUCUUAUGAUUAUAUGCUACUGUGAUUUGCAUUCAAUGUGUUUUUGAUAUUAAAGAAUAAAAAAAAUUAAUUUAAA
Messenger RNA from Carassius gibelio (silver crucian carp), 654 nucleotides. Its product is annotated as anaphase-promoting complex subunit 13. Gene Ontology annotation, biological process: protein K11-linked ubiquitination. The transcript has 3 exons. The coding region runs from base 278 to 502 and encodes 74 amino acids. Lineage: Eukaryota; Metazoa; Chordata; Actinopteri; Cypriniformes; Cyprinidae. The record is from RefSeq and is a predicted model, not a curated record. Gene Ontology annotation, cellular component: anaphase-promoting complex.